Messenger RNA from Aquila chrysaetos chrysaetos, 10417 nucleotides. It is a transcript of the gene CCDC71, whose product is annotated as coiled-coil domain containing 71. The coding region runs from base 2504 to 3697 and encodes 397 amino acids. NCBI's taxonomy places the organism in Eukaryota, Metazoa, Chordata, Aves, Accipitriformes, Accipitridae. The transcript has 2 exons. The record is from RefSeq and is a predicted model, not a curated record.
GGGGCCGGCGGUGCCCGGGCCCCGCGCUCCCGGGCGAGGGCGCUGCCGAGCCUCCCGGUGGGGUGGCCCCCGGGCGCUGGAGGCGGAGCCGCGGCGCUGAGGGCCCCGCCCCAGCCCCCGCCCCGGCCCCCGCCCUCUCCCCCCCUCCCCCCCGCCCCGGGCCCGGGAGCCGGCGAGGGCCGAACGGGGGGGGGGCCGCACCCGCUGUCUGCACCAAUCACCUCCCCGCAGCCCCAUAGGAAGGGCACCGGCCAGGGCUCCCGCCGGUCCCUCCUUACCGGGCGGGCCGAGCCUGGGGGCGGGGCUGCGAGGGGAGCGAGGGACGGGCGCUCGGGAAGGGGCAUCUCCUCCACCGAGGGGUGGGCCAGGAGGAGAGGCUGAGCCGGGGGGGGCUGCCCGCCCCGGCGGCCCGCGGCGAGCCCUCCUUGGGUCUCCGCGGCAGCCUCCGUCUGCCCAGGCCGCCCCAGCCCCGCGUCUCGGCCCUGCGAGCAGCCGGCUUGCUUCUCCGGUGCACCGGGAGAAGCACUGCAGAGCCCUUCCCUCGAGCUCCGCACCCGGACAGCCGGGCCUCCAGACCGGCGCUGGCAUCGCUCGAGCGAGCAUUGCGUGAGGGUCCUGCCAGCGCCGUACUUGCAUCCGUGCCAGGAGCGCUGCGGGCCGGUGGCCCCGUGGCUCUUCAGCCAGGGUACGUCCCCUGGUAGGGCGUCAAGUGAGGGAACUUGCUGUCGGGUGGACAGGCUGGGGGGGGUCCCUGCUUGUGGCCGGCUUUCGCUCCUACUACAACUUGCACUGCACAAAACAAGACCGAGCGGAUCGAUGUUGAGAUGUCCUGUCCCCGAUGAGAUGUCACAGCCUCUCCAACACCAGAAUACCCCCUAAGGCGUCCUAGCUGUUCCUGGGCUUGCUGCAGCCUGAAGAUGAUCCAUCUCGCAGCCUGUUGAGCACACGUUGUUCCUUGUGCUUCUCCAUUGGUUUCUCUCUACCAGAUCAGGAUUAAGCUUUACAUCCUUGCUGGCUUCGCUGUGCCUGCUGCCGCUUGUUCACUAUGGAGGUGUCAAAUCUCACCGCUGGCCGAUGACGCCGGCCGUGGCUCUGUUGGAGCACUUCCCUGCCUGCCUCCCCUCCUCCGUGGGAGAUCCCCCGCCUGUCGCAGAACAACUGCAUUAUCCUAUUCCAAAUCCCUCUUCUGCUGUGACGUCUGCAGAACACUUGACUGAGAUUAGUCUGUCAUGUGGAGGCUCUUACCCCCCCGCUGACCUGUGCUUCCCUUUCUGCAGCUGCUUUUGGCUUGUGUCUCUUCCCUGCUUGUGCAGCCGGUGGCGGCCCGGGGCCGGCACUCCCAGGCUCUGGGGUUGUGGUGAAACUGGAGUUCUGGGAGGAACGUCGGACAGGAGUAGUUCCUUGCUCUGUCUGCUCAGGAGCUAACUUUUCCAUCACAGCUUUCUUGCCUGCACACUCCCCUCUCUAACAGUAUCUCUGACACCUUCCACAUUUCCCUGAAAAGGACUUUUUGCUGAAUCCUCAUUAUUUUGAGAGGUAUCAGUGAAGCUAAAGAUUUUGUGACUUCUUGCCAGUGUCCAGCUGCAGAGCUGGCAAGGCCGCCAGCUCAGCAUGAGAGGAUUGGGGUUCGCCCAGGUGUAUCAAAAAGUCCCGCCUGGACUGCUCUUCAGUGCCUGUUUUUAUUUAAAGCAAUAAUUAGUGCUUCUGUCCCAGGCAGACAGCUGUGUAGUGCCCUGAGCACGAUCCCAGCAUUGCCCUCAGGUCACUGUAUACUUGGCCCUGGUGAUGUGUGUUUCCUUCAUGCCGCCCUGCUUGAAUUUCCUGCUUCCUCCUCACUUGGCAGCGAGUGCCCUUGGAUCAACACCAGUUUGCUGUGACAGCAAGUUGCAGACCAUUGUUCAAACAAGAGAGCAGCGAGGAGUGGUAUUGCCUUGCCACAGCGUUCAGCAUCAAUGAAGCACAACUGAAAUAGCCUCCAGCUCUGCUGUCAGGUCUUCAGGAGGGUGCUGCAGCUUUGGCAGGGACUCAGAAUCAAUUUUUAAGUAGAAUCAAUUAGGAAGCUGGAAAAUUGAACAUGAUGCUGGGAUAGAUUUGAGGUCCUCAGGCUGCUUAGUGUUGAGAUGGCUCGAUCGUGCUGUUUUCAGUGCGUGCGCAGGGAGCAGGUUUGAUGAAGGGCUGCUUUACCAAAGGAAAGUGAGAUCUGGUUACCCAAAGCCGGGGCGUGUAGGACUCAAACUGGAAAUGAGCUGCAGAUUUUAACGAUGUAACCAUUGGAACCCUUCAUCUUCGGAUGGGUUGGAUGGGAUUGCCUGAAAUCUUUGUUUAGGUUUGAGGAUAUUUCUGCAAGAGAUGUUUUAGUUUUACUUCAGAGAUAAAUCAGUGACGGGAUUUUCUUGAUGAUGCUUCUAACAUCGGUUAUGCCCAGAAUCUGAUCUGAUGUUUGUGUCAAGGGUUGUUUUUCCAGUAAUUUGGACCUUCCUGAAGCACCCGCUUGCCUAAUGCCAUGAAUAUUGCAGUGAACAAUGUGGAAGAAAAAGCUGUCCAUUCCUGGUCAAGAAUUUCCUCUGCAGGACAGAAAGUGCUGGAGGAAGCCCUACGAGUCUUCAACCCGAUGUCCAAGGACCUUUCGGACACAGAGACCCAGCUGGUGGCCUUCAUUCAGGGCCUGAGGGAGGAGGGCUAUCAGCCCACAGUUCUGAGGAGUAAGGAUGUGUACGGGUACAGCUCGUGCACGGCAGACACACCUAGUCAAACAAAAGAGAGCACCCCGCACAACUGCGCCAACGCCGCCGAGCCCACUAAGACUCCAGCUAGAAACACUGCAGCCAUGGCAAAGGUGUCUGCUUCGCCCACCAGCGUUUCAGUGAACUCUUCGAAAGUGUCCACUCAGCCUGUCUCUAAAGGGGAUUCCACAAAUCUCCUCUUGAGCUCCUUGAAGCAAACAAGAUCCGGCACGUCCAAGGCCGCGGCAGUGGGCUUCCCUACAAGCAUGUAUCCUGACGUGUAUCCAGCCAUGAGACUGUCAGUAGUUCUGGAAGCUCUGGUGCCACUGAAAACUACCGUGCCCUGUUUGGAGUCCAAGUACACACAAGGGCGUCUUGGGAUCUCGCCCUCGGACCUUAAACUCCUCAAGGCUUCGAGUACACCGAGGCAGUUUUCUUCAGGCAAGACCACUAAAAUAACAGAAGGUAAGGGCUACAAGCGUUUGAUAAAGAAAGCACCGGAUUCUGCCACCCUUGCUUUAAAUCUUCUGAAAGGACCAAAGGGUGGAGUGCUGCAGGAGAGCAAUGCUUGCAAAGCCUCGGGAGUCCUCAACGGGAGAGUCACAGGCAGCUCAUCCCAGGGCUGCACCACAGCAGUGCAGUCCAAGACCCUGAAAAUCAAAGAUAAGGAAGCUCUGGUGGGGAAAACAGAGUGGAAGGACAGCAGCACUUACCGUGAGAGCGUUGGGCAGAAGAAGAGAAGAGCUACGGAGUCAAGAGAAGCACCGCAGAGGAAGAAAGCAAAUACCAUUCCUAUCCAAAAUAAAUCUCGACGAGCUCAGAGCACUUUGAACCUACUGAAAUUCCGGGCCAUCAAGGUGGGCAACUCUUCCUCUGACGAUGAAGUGAGGAGGAGAGCACAGAAGAUUCUUAGGGUCAAUCUGUCCCCCGUGAUCCGAAUUCGGCCCUUGUCCCACUCUCACAGCGUCCCCUGAGUUUCUUCACUUUGUCACUUUUUUUGUAAGUAAGUAAAUACGAGCCUGGCACCAGAGCAUGGGGAAGUUUAAGAGCAACUCUGGAUCUCUGGUGCCUGGUGACGGUAUGUCGACUAACCUGCAGACGGAGCAGCCUGCUCUCAUGCUGUUUCUGCCUGUCUACCACCGCUAUGGAGAACUGACUGCAGAAAUACAAAAACCUGUUCGGGAACAUGGGGUGAUGACUCUCGCCCAUGGUGAACCGAGCAGGCUGGAGGGCUCGCUUCCCACGGGCACUCUUCUGAACGUGGCAGGCUGCGCUCUCGUGCAGGGGGAGAACACGGGACUUUCUCAUGACAUUGAUGCACUGUGAUAUUGCUGUUUUUCAAGCUGUACAUUUACUGGUUUUAUUUUGAUCAAAUUUUAUAACUUUAUUAUCUAUAUAUCUAUAUAUCCAUAUAUGUGCAUAUGGCCCAGGAACUGUGGGAAGAUGCUCUUCCUCCAUCCCUCUGGGAUUGGGUUCGAUAGCUUUUGUUCCCCCUCCCCUUCAGCCAGUCUUUUGUUGAAAGGUGCCAGGAUUUCUUUGUGAUUCAGUGUUGUGACAGUCUGUUCUGGGCUCUCUUGAGCAGCUCAGAGGCAGGCAGAGUUAUCGCCACUUGUUUGUCUCCAGAAAUGCCAAGCAAUUUGGAGAAUUACCAGCUGAUAGUUGACUACAGUUUUAAUCAUACUUUUGGUAUUACCUCUGCGUAAGAGUGGGGGAGUGUUACGGGGCUGCUGACGUCUCUAGGUGCCUCCUCCAUUCUAUGGUAGCAGAAGGUCUGAAUGCAUGGUAGGGGUUUGCUUCCAAAGAGCGAUUCCUCCUCAGCACUCAGUGUUGCUCUGCUCUCCUGUACCCCAGCUGCGGACGUAAAGCAUGAACUGUGACUAUUGGAGCUGAAGGGCUGGAGUUGUUAACAGGAAUUGCGUAAAGUGUUCUGUCCACCACGUAACUGCUUUGCUGUUGCUGGAUGUUUCAGGAGCAGGUUCUAGCUGCCAGUAGAGAAGACACAGGCUGUGUUUGAAUGUGUUAGAUACAUCCUGCCAGUCCCAGAGCUCAGUGGGGUAUUUGAGCCUGAAUUAAAGCAGAAGAGCAAAAGAGUUGAGAGGAUAUAUGCCAGCACUUAGAGAGUUUCUUUCUGUCAGUUUGUGAGGGUGAAGCAGUAGGAGGCGAGAUCAGCACUGUGUUGUGAUGGGUGACAGCUUUGCUGUGCCGUCUGGGAUGUUGCGAGAAGGUGUGUGGCAGGUGUGAAAGCUCCCGGAGCGCAGGCUCUGCCCAUCCCCAGGAGGCACUGCGGAACCGCAGACGGCUGCGUUAGCCUUCCUGCGCCGGGAGCAUGCUGUCGGAUGCCAACACAGACUGUGCGCUGGUGGAGGUCGUGUCUGCUCUCCUCAGGGAGGGAUCUGCAAGCUCUCGGAGAAACCGCGCUGGAGCGGUAGGUGCUGCCACUGUCACCUGGGAGGGAUGGUCUCUGAUGAGACGAUCUGCGUUGGGAUACUGCAAAAACAGAAGCUGGCAGUUCGGGGAGAGGAAGCAGCAUUGUGCCUGGCACGGGCCUGGCUCUGUACACCACUGUACGUUCAGAUCUCUGCAGCAGUGGGCCGGUAAUCCACUCAUUCUCUCACCAGCUCAAAAUACCAGUUGUCUGACCUAGUAAUCUCUGUGGACAUUGGCUGAAGGGCUGAGCUCCCCUGGGAAGCCCCAGCUCCUUACAUUUCUGCCCCUCCCUAGCACCUGGCUGGAUUUCAGCGCUUUGUAAAAGGGGUCAGUGCCUGAUCCUCAGCUCAGAGAGGAAAACCAUGCCAGGGAGAGGAGAGAGGAGGUUCAUGAGGGAGUGAGAGUGCAGGGAAGCUGGGUGUCCUGAGGCACAGCUGGGGUUAGCACCCCUCACCCCAGUAGAGCAGGGUGGAGGUUCUCCCUCAGGGGAUGAUUGCAGGCUCUGAAUCACACACUCGAGUUCUGUGUGGUUUUACUACGUGUAUCUGAGUUGCUGUCAGAGAUCAUAACUUGCAGUGUUGGAGACUGACCUGUGAAUGCCGCUGGUUGGCUGCAGAGGAGGAGGAAAUAUUUUCUUCUGCUUCUGUGUUUUAAAAUGCCCUGGCAGAGAGUUCCCUGUCCUGACAUGAUGCUGGAUGAACAGGGACCCUCCAUCACUGUUAACCAGCCAAAAAUUGCUUUGUCCCUUUUGUUCCCACUCCUUCAGACCUUUCUCAUUCCCACGCUCUCAAAUGCCAGGUCUUGAAGUCUUGCACUGGAGUUUCUCUUUUUGGCUGUUUCCCGAGGAGGGCUCUGAACUCCUGCCUGCGGUAUCACUGUCUGACAGGCUGCUCAGCAGCUUCCCCUGUUCCCAGUCCCUUAUAAGGGCAGCGAGAGCUGUCUCUGGAGCCUCUUCAUGCGGCACAGGCAUCCCAGCUGAGUGCCUGGCCUCUGGUGGGAAAAACAACCGUGCAUCAACAAGGCUGAAUUUGGGUUGAGGUUGCUUCUCCUCCAGCCUGAGCAGGAAGCUGAGCACCUGAGGCCAGCUUACCAGGCCACAUCCCUCCUCUUCGUUGUGUUUCUUCCCCCAGCUGCACUGCUGCCUGCCUCCCCACUCUUCUCCAUCACCUCUUGUCUUUCACAGCUUGGGUCUUUGCCAGUCAAGGACUUGGCUUGUACUGUUGCUUAACACAUCCAGCAAAACAUACUGCCUUAGCGCUGCCACGCCUUUCCCGGCACCAAGCUGAAUUCUGCAAAUGCUUCGUGGCAACGCCUCGCCUGGUGUCCUUCCCAGGCUACCAGCAAGAGGUCUUCUGCUCCACAGGAAGAGAUGAGCAUUAGAAACGCUUCUGUGUCACUGAGGCUCCUGCCAGGGAAGUGAGCACCCCAUCACUCUGUGCUCAGGGACUUGCCUGUCAUCAGUCCAGUCUCUGUCAGCUCUUCUGCACAUCUCUAACAGGCUGGAGGGCCCCUGAGCUACUGGGCAGUGCUGGAGCUCGAUUGACUGCCCUCCUGAUGUCUCCUCUUCCCCCUCGCGGGCGAUUUGGGAACUCGGCUGGAAGGAUUGCAGCUUGUUAUUCACAGAGGGGCUUUAUAGCACCUGGUGCUAAUGUGAGCAACUGCUGCCUGUCAUCCAGUGCUGGCAGACAGGGUGCCUGCAGCCUGUUAGUGGUUGGCUCUGCCAUCCUUCAUCUCAUGGCCGGGUGUGGGUGUUCCUGGCGUCUUGGGCCUCUGAUACUGAUGUGCAGGAGGCUGCAGAAGGGGCUGUGCUGUGGACACUGCUGUCUGGUGUUUAGGGAAGACAAAGGGUUUGAUCAAACCAGGCCAGCCUAAAACUUGAUCUAACCAGAGAUCUUCCUUCACAGGUCCCUUCCACCCCAUGUUAUUCUGUGACAGCAGAGUAACGCUUGCCUUCCAAGGGUCUGCGCAGCAGUAACUGGCAAGGCACAUAGAAAUGUGUUGCCUGGAGUGCUGUGGUCUCUGCUGAGCGUGCUGUAUGCAGGUUGUUCAGACCUGUUUCUGUAUUAGUCACUUUGAAUCCAAGUGCCUAACCUGGCUUAUGCUGUUCCUGGGCACCGUGACAGCUGAGAGCUUUGGAGACUCUCUUAGGAAUGCUUUUACCACAUGGAUUUGUGCCACUGUCACUUCUAGAAAUGAUUCAGCCAGCGGUCAAAGGGCUGUUCUUCCAACUGAUUUUGUGGAAAUCAUUUCUCCUUUUAUUCAGCUGCCAAGAACUAGAGUUUAUGCUUCGCCUCCACCAGACAAGGUCCUUGAGCUUCCUGCGUGCUUCAGAUGUCCGUCAGCGAGGUCCGUGGGGAGAGCAGCUUGUCCAGCAGGCAGCUGAAGGGGAAGCUGACAUCAGAUACCAGUUGAAAUCACAUUGUUAAUUGGUAGAAAUGUUUUGAAGCUCAUGUCCACUGUGAUCAGAUUUCACCAUCUGCCGCUGCUUUUGGUUGGAGGAGUUUCUCCUUGGCCUCUUCCCUGCAAGCCAUGUAGCGUGGUGCUGCUGCUUCCAAACUGCCUCCCCCCCCGCAGAGCCAGCUGCCAUAGCGAUCCUUGUACAGAAUUUCUUAAGCACUUUUCUGCAAAAUAAGAAGGGAUUAUUUUGUUACUCCUGUUUUGUAGCCCACUAGUGGUAUUUCAGUGUGAGGAGGAGGUAUGCUCCCUGGAGCGUUGUGAGCACUCACCUAGCUGGAUGCUUCUCAGACCAGGGCAUCACCCGCCCAGCCUGCAGCGCUCAUGCUCACAGAGCCAGGGGGGCAGUGGGCUGAGACCCCUCAUUGCCUGGUGUUUCCUUGCACGGAGUUCAGCCAGUCACCAGCUAAGAGCAUUGCAGGGAAGUUGGGAGCAGAACAGCAUGGGUGGGUGAUGCUGCGCAUCCGGCUCUGCGGCCCUGCUCCGCAGCUGCCCCUGUUCUGCCGUGUGUCCUCUGUGGCCCCCCCUCGUGCACCAGCAGCAUUUCUCCACUGGUGGAGCUGGUGGAAGUCCCUCAGCUCCAGCUGUGGCAGGAGGGGCUGGGGGGGGGUUUGGGCUUGAGCACAGAAUUUUGGCCCUUUCAUUUGUGACUUGUGCUGUGUUCAUGGCCAGACCUUGCCAGCAUGUGGGGGGGUGCAGCCACUCCAGCUGCUCUCCCCCUUGGGUCCAAGUUCCCUGCCCUGUCUGGGAGCUGGGCCUUUGGCCACAGCACAAGGGACGUGUGGGGAUGGAGAGCAGGUUUGCCUCUCAGCUGCAGCUGAACAGUGUGAUGCGAGCUGGGCAGCUUCCUGGGCAGGAGGGCGGGUUUAGGUGGGAGGAUCCUUGUUUCGGCCGUGGUUGGCAGGGUCGGUGCCAAGCUGUGUGGAGCACCUGCCGCUCAAGCAGCUUGGUUGGUUUGUGUGGAAGUCACAGUUUCUGUUUCAGUCUUCAAAAUGGCACUGGCCUGUUUGCUCCCGUGAUCAGAUGGGGUCAGCUUUCCAGGAGCUGAGGUGGUCUGAGGAGAGGACAGCUGUUCUGGGACACCUCGCACCUUCUCAACAGUGCUGCGGACCUUGGCUUUGUGAGCUGGGUGGGCUGGCACCACCUGUGGAGAGGUUGCUCCCAGGCCCUUGCAUUUGGGACUGUGUGCUAGAGUGCACCACUCUCCUCGCAGCCUGUUCCUGCUUGGAGCUGGGUGCCAUUAGGAAGGUGCCAAGUGCCUCGCUGUCUGGUGGAGCAGAGGUCUUGUCCCAGAAGGCAGGGGAGCCAGCCUGCCUCACUAGGUCAGCCCCGAGUAUCAAGUGAACCCUUUCUGUAGGUGUGACACUGCUAGUGCUCACAGCUUGGCCAGCUGCAGCCUCCAAAGCUGUGGUGCUGAGGCCAGCCCCCUCAGUUUGCUUAGGAAGACUGAGGAGGUCUGGUGAAAAAGCAAGAAGCUGGGGUUAGGGGAAACCAAAGACACCAGCAGCGCCUCGCUGGCCAGCUUCUGCUUCUGCUGCAGAAGAUCUGCAAACAGAGGAGCGAGGCCUGUGGUGUACGGGUAGCAGUGCCUCCGCUCUGUCCCUGCCUGGCUGAUGGGGCCUGUCCUGCCCUAUCUGGCAUCACUACGCAGGCACUGGUGCUGCAGGCUCUGGGGCAUAGGCGAGGGGGUGCCCUUUUGGAGCAGGUGUCCCUGAUAACCCUGGGUUUCCAUCCUUCGUUGGUCACACAAACUGGCCCUGCUUGGGUGGCUGUGGGGAAGGUAAGCCGCUCCCCAGUUUGCAGAGCCCCCCCUGCCCCCUGUGUGUGCUGCCUUGUACCCCCUGGACACCCUUGCGGGGGGGGCAGCUCUUCCUCCCGUGAGCAUGCGAAAUACCUUCCCCUGUGGGACAAUUAGGCCUUGCCCCGGGGAGUCCCUUAAAGGCCUUAUUAUCGUCUGGGACUCUCUCCAUGUUGUCUUAAUUAGCCCUUUCUGUUCCUGUUGCUACAGGCAGCCCCUGUGAGAGUCUGGUGAUUCCCACAGAUGCAGUCAGGCACGCAGUGCUGUUGUAAAAGAGAAGGUGCUGCAAAGCUAUGCCCAGAAAUGCCUCCCCUCCUGCCCCUGCUCCACCAUGCUGCCCAGGCCUGGGAUGGGACGAAAUGAGUGUCAGCGUUUGUGGCAGGGAAAGCGUGGUGUGUGACGCCGUUCCCUCCUCCUGGUUCCUGGUGCAACACUCCUGAGGAGUAGCAUUUCCUGAGCAGAGGCACAGCAGGUGCUCUGAGGGACGCGAGGUCUCUGGGUGGGCACUGCCCGGCCCCUCACUCCCGUCUCUGCCAACCAUUGUCUCUAAGAGAGCCGUCUUCACGCCACAGCACGACUGACCUGCUCUGACUGGGACUGGUGCCACCAGCCCAGCCGCAGGCAUCCCCUGGUGUUCAGGGAUCCCGAGCGAUGGCCGAGGAGCAGUGACUGCAGCCCAUGAGAGGGCGAGUAACAAACUUUUGUAUGGUGAAUUUACAACAAAUGACCAUCUUGUUCUUGAGUGAACUUUUUACUGUUUCAUUUGUUUGUGUAGAAUGUUUCUGAAGCUAUAUUAAUAUUUAAUGUUUAAUAUGAGGCUGGGCUGCUCCACACUCAGUGUUGUAUAUUUUGGAAUGGCAUUGUUUAGUGAAAAGACAGUGUUAGUAUUAUUCUGCUCUUUGGAGGGAAUGGGACAAAAAACAGACUGUCUUUUUUCUUAAAUGAAGUGAACAUUUUGUUAUGAAGUCCUAGCAGGUGUCCAGCCCUUCAGUAAAAUGGUGCUCAGAACUGUCAA